Durusdinium trenchii is the source of this 3282-nucleotide messenger RNA. The record is from the annotation of a GenBank genome assembly. NCBI's taxonomy places the organism in Eukaryota, Dinophyceae, Suessiales, Symbiodiniaceae.
CUUUAAUGUGAACAUCCAGAAGCUUUUUCUGGCGCGCCAUGCCUCAUGCCAUGGCUGGCCUUCGGACUUGCUAUGGCUGCAGCUUUGGUAGUGGCAGAUCCCAAGCUUGCAGUGAACAAAUGGAGUGGUUGUGCUGAGGUCACACCUGGCAGCCCUUUUCCGUUGUACUUCGAGCCGUGUGCUACAGCAGAGUGGGAGGUGCUGCUGGACGACAACGACAGUAAGUCGCAGCUCACAGCGAAGCUGACGCUGCCCGAGGCUAAGAACCUGUUGGGCUGCACCGAGCACAAGUUGAACUUCGAUGGCAGCAUCGUACUACUCCAGCGAGGGGGGUGCUACUUUUCCUGGAAGGUGCUACUGGCUGAAGCAGCAGGAGCCGGAGCAGUCCUGAUUUUCGACACGGCUCCUGUCCAAGUGACAGCCAUACUUGCAGUUCCAGGGCCUUUUCCAAAUCCCAGGAUUCCUGGCUAUUUGAUUUCUCGUUCUCAAGGUGAAGAACUACUGGCAAGAUUGGAUGGUGGUGAGGAGGUCCAAAUCCUCUGCAGCUGGAGCCCUGUAGAUGUGUGGUUCAAUCUUCCAGAGUCCUCUCGCGAAUCCAACGACAGCAUCAUCUUGCAGAACUAUGGGGACGAAGACAUGCACUGGGUGGUCGAUAUCAUCGACACCAAUGCGAGCUUCGAAACGGAUCCGUUCUACACGGCACGCUUCAACAAGGAGCAGGCAGUCUUCAACACAUCCGAGAUGAAGGACCUCGCAGUCUUUAAUACAUCCGCAGAGGAAUUGGAGCUGGCAGAGCUGGAUGAUGACUUCCAUCUUCUUAAGAUGCCAUUUCGAUUUCCACAUUACCUCGAUUUUAAAGAGGACGUCUUUGUGUCUUCGAAUGGUGUUUUGGUGUUUGAUCGUGUCUUCUCCAACAUAGUCGGUUCAAUUGCUGACUUCGUUGCACCAGCUGCUCUGAUCGCACCCCUAUGGGCAGAUUUGUUUGGUGGCUCUGUCUCUGGACGAGGUGACGUGCAGCGCUUGGUUCUACGCUUCCAGGGCUUUUGGUUGAAGCCAACGGCGACAACGAAGCCAUCAGGUCCAUUCACCUUUGAAGUUGGCUUGUUGAACGACGGUGAGAUCCACGUCCGUUGGGAAGCGUUCCCCAGCACUGAAGGUUGGCAAGGGCUGGUGCAAGUGGGCUUGGAGCCUGGCAGCGGAGCCAAAGCGCUGAAGCUCAGUGCUCUCAUUCCUUGGUUUCAAGGUCCGCCUCUCAGUGUAUCUCUCGUGCCACGCUUGAAACUUUCAACUUCGCCCAGUCGAUUGUCUCCGAAGCAGUUCCUGACCAUCAACAUUGACAUCACCAGCGCUCUUCCCCUUGAUUGGCUCUUCUUCUACGCACAAAAACGUCACCUGGGAUCUUGGCAUCCACGGCGCAACGUGCGACUGCUGCCCCGAAGCUUUCGCUAUGUUUGGGUGCUCAGUGCGUGGGACGGUGGUCUGCACAGCGGCACCUGUGCCGAGUUCGACGGAGUCCUGCGACGGAGCAGGACUCGUAGAUGUGUUGGAAGCGAUGGAGAGGACUACAACGAGAGCUACUGUGUUGGCAGCUGCCUGGACAUCUCUGAAGACUUCGAUUACCCAAUCAAGCACAUCUGGAAAGACGGCUACAACAAUCGCUGCGAGGACUACCGAGCUUUGUCUUUCUGCAACGCCACUGGCUAUGGGCCGAAAUGGCAGAGUUGGUGGGGGAGAUUCGAGGAUUGGGUCUCCAGUGGCCCUGGUGCUGGUGAGGCAUGUUGUGUUUGUGGUGGAGGUGUCCUCUCCAUAUCUCCACAUGUAUCUGAGGAGUGUCCCAGUGUGAAGUGUCCAAUCAACUCGCUGGGCCUGAAUGUGCUCCGCGGCUGCAGCUGCCGCGCAGGAUUCCAGGGACGGGUGACACCCUUAGCGCAAGAUCCAUACUACGCAGGACACUGUUCUCCAGUGGCUUGCCCGAAACAUUCAUCUGGAGAUCAUGUAGCAGAUGGUUGUGUUUGUGAUGAGGGCUACAUUGGUAGCAUCAUCCCAUCCAGCGAAGAACCUUUCUUUACAGGUAGUUGUCAGGCAAAGGCAGCAACAACGUUUACAUGGACCACAACCACAAGUGGCAGUACGACAAGCACUACUCAACCAAGCACAUCAAGGAGUGCCGGAACCUCAACCACAUCUAUGCACUCAUCUCAUACUUCCACCAAUGGGGCUUUGACCUCUUGGAGACACCCCCGGGUCACUUCAACUAGCUCAAGUUCCACCAGCCCAGAAAGAACUAUGGCUGGAACACCGCUGGAAGGACGAAACGUCCAGUUCUCCAGCACCAGCACCAGCAGCAGCAGCAGCAGCAGCAGCAGCAGCAGCAGCAGCAGCACCAAACUUCGAACAUCAACUUCACUCCCAUCUACAUCGACCGAAGUGUCCAUCACUUUUACGCAAGGGUCCAGCACCAGCCAGCACCACUCAGACGCAACUGAGACUACAUCCAGCACCCCUCAGAUGCAGAACAUCACAAAGACAUCGACUUCCUUUACAUUUACAUCAACCUUUCGACCUCCGACAAGUUCAACAACUUCCUCUGAACUCUCAACAUCACCUCUGAACUUCAGGCAGAACAUCUCAACUUCAUUUGACAUGGUGUCAUGGAAUCCAAGGACCAGAAGCACAAGCUUCGCACUAGCUUCGCACUCAACAUCGAGGAAAGGAGCACCGUCACACCCGUCACACCCGACCACGAGCAGGGCGGCCACGAGCACCUUCGAGCACAGUCGCGCUUUCACGACAUCUCCCAGCGGAGAUUUUGAACAACAGGAGCGCGAAGGAGCUGUAGCGGCCAAUGUGGAGCAAUCUGCGCAGGUGGAAAGGCCCAAAGAAGUAGGUCUGGACACAUCCACCAGUCGCAAGGUUAAUCUUCCCGGAUGGAACCCAUUUGGCAAGGUCGCGGCCAUGCUGAUGCAAGGUUCAGAGAGCUCUGGGCCCUCAGCAUCAGCACUGAUUGUCAUUCUGCUGAUUUUCAUGCCUUGCUUAGCUUGCUUUUGUGGUGCAGGACGAUUCCUGGCAACAAAGGUCACACGAGUCACACCGCUUCUUCCGGGAACGGAAGCAGCGAGGGACACCGCGGUCCGUGGACCCGUCCGUCCCGGUCCUGUCAGCCCUUUUGGGAGCCCUGCCGGUCCACCGGUGGUGGUGUGUGCCCCUGUGCGGCAUGCAGAGCAUGCUGUGAAAGAGGCAUGACACAUGCCAUGCUGUAAAAGAGGAAAACAAAAGAACCAU